This is a messenger RNA of Erythranthe guttata (spotted monkey flower), 2300 nucleotides long. RefSeq names its product protein FAR1-RELATED SEQUENCE 6. Lineage: Eukaryota; Viridiplantae; Streptophyta; Magnoliopsida; Lamiales; Phrymaceae. The record is from RefSeq and is a predicted model, not a curated record. Gene Ontology annotation, biological process: regulation of DNA-templated transcription. Gene Ontology annotation, molecular function: zinc ion binding.
CAACCAAGCUGAUGACGACGAUGUGUAAUUUGUUAACGAUACCCUAGAGGCACCGCUGUGUCUGUACAACCACUCAACAUUUGGGGGACUGCUCCUCCGCCGCCGCACCGCCGCAAUUGCCAGGCCACGCCGCCGGUUUUACAUCAACAUUAUCAAUUAUGGAUGAAUUUUCUCUAAAUACCGAACCUGCGUGUGAUGACGAGGCUGAAGAAUUUGAAAUCGAUGGAGAAUGUGCGAUGACGGAAUACGUCGGUCAAACCGGUAAUAUUCUGCGAGGUGAAAAUCCUCUGCCUCCAGCUGUAGGAAUGGAGUUCGAUUCGUACGAUGAUGUUUAUUACUUCUACAACUGUUACGCGAAACAACAAGGAUUCGGAGUAAGAGUGAGCAAUACUUGGUACAGAAAGAGCAAAGAAAGAUACAGAGCAAAAUUCAGCUGUAGCAGUGCAGGUUUCAAGAAGAAAACCGAAGCCAAUCGGCCGAGGCCCGAAACUCGAACGGGCUGUCCUGCAAUGAUUAAAUUUAGGUUAAUGGAUAAUCAUCGCUGGAGAAUUAUAGAAAUGGAACUCGAGCAUAAUCACUUAACUGGUCCAGCUGGCGGUAGCUUCUGUAAAUCUCGUAGGAUAACGGAUCUUGGAAGUAAGAGGCCUUUGUCGAUAGACGGCUCCGAGGAAGUUUGUAAAAUCAAAUUGUUUAGAACGUUGGUAAUUGAUGAAGAAGACGACGGAGGCGAAACUAGGAUUAAUAUUGAUGGGGGCGACGAUAAAUUGAAGCUUAAACAAGGUGAUGCGCGAGAAAUGCUGGAUUUUUUCACGAGAAUGCAGUUGACUAGUCCUGGUUUCUUUUAUGUUAUGGAUUUUAAUGAGAAAGGGUGUUUGAGGAAUGUAUUUUGGGCAGAAACGAGGUGUAGGGCAGCCUAUGGUUACUUUGGAGAUGUUGUGUUUUUCGAUACUAAAUCUUUGACUGAAAAUUACGAGGUUCCGUUGGUUGUAUUUGCUUGCAUCAAUCACCACAUGCAGAUGGUGCCAUUAGGGUGUGGUUUGGUUUCGAGCCAGAGUGUCGAGUCGUUUAUAUGGCUGUUCAGAGCGUGGAUCACGUAUAUGGUGGGGCGGGCCCCACAAACUAUCAUUACUGGGCCCUGUAAAGCCUUGCAAAGUGCUGUUUCCGAUGUUUUUCCGAGGGCUUUUCAUUGCCUUUCCUUGACAAAUAUUAAGGAAAAGAUUGCUAGCGAAUUCGAUCCAGCAUUUACUAGAGUCGUUUAUGGUUCUUUGAGAGUGGACGAGUUUGAAUUGGCUUGGGAGGACAUGGUGAAGACACAUGGACUUGAAAAUCACAAGUGGCUCCAAACCUUGUACGAAGAUCGGAAGCGGUGGGUCCCGCUCUAUUUGAAGGAAGUUUUCUUGGCGGGACUUUUUCCCGUUAAGGAAAACGAGAGAUUGUCUUCGCCUUUCGAGGAAUACUUGAGCCCACAAACUUCUCUCAAGGAGUUUCUGUGCACUUACGAACGAGCUCUUCUUGAAAUCGAACAAAGAGAAACACUAUCCGAUAUGGAAUCUACAAACAACUCGAGUUGUGCACUAAAGUCGAGAUUCUCCUUCGAGCUGCAGCUCUCGAAACUGUACACGAACGAAAUAUUCAAGAAAUUUCAAGACGAGAUCGAAGGUAUGUACUCUUGUUUCAGUGUAAGAGAAAUAAGCACCGAUAGCUCAUCCUUGACUUAUUACAUAGUGAAAGAAGACAUCCUAGUUGAGCAAAACCAUAGACUAACAAGGGAGUUUGAGGUGAUGUACAAUACUUGCGAUUCCGAGAUUCUUUGCGCGUGUGGGCUCUUCAAUUUCAGGGGCUAUUUGUGCAGACACGCAUUGAGUGUAAUAAACGAGACCGGUCUGGAGGAGACUCCACCUCGGUACAUUCUUGCCAGAUGGAGGAAGGACAUUGGUCGAGACUAUAUUUUCAAUCAUGGGUGUAAUAAUAACAAUAAUAAUGGCGAUGAUAUCGAUAUAAAUAACCCUGUGCAUAGAUAUGAUAGCUUGUACAAAUGCGUAGUCAAGGUUGUGGAUGAAGGGAGGAGAUCGCACGAUCGAUACAAGUUUGCUUCGCGGUCGUUGGAUGAGAUAUUGAACAAAGUUCAUGUCCAAGAGAAUUGUCCAGCUACUAGCUCCAUGUAGGAUUUGUCCAGACACACACUUCUAUUUAUGGUAAGUGUGUAAGAAAAUUGGCAUAAAUCAAUUAAUCAUGCUUUGGCAUAGCUUUUGUUAACAUUGUAACAGCAGUUGUGUAAAUAUGCAAAAAUAUUAGAAUUA